Messenger RNA from Penicillium hordei, 222 nucleotides. RefSeq names its product Carboxylesterase NlhH. Lineage: Eukaryota; Fungi; Ascomycota; Eurotiomycetes; Eurotiales; Aspergillaceae. The record is from RefSeq and is a predicted model, not a curated record. The transcript has 2 exons. The coding region runs from base 1 to 222 and encodes 73 amino acids.
AUGUCCGAAUCUGGGAUCGUUACGCAUGGUCUCGCGUACUUGGAGACCAAGGCCGGUACCGCUGAUGUGAGCCCAUAUGUGGUGCCUGCUCGUGCCACCCAUCUCUCUAACCUACCUAUGGCCUACAUUGAUGUCGGCUCUGGGGAGUCAUUCCAGGAUGAGGACAUCGCAUAUGCCACGGGAUUCGCGAUAAGGCAACGGACAGUCGCUCGGCGACAUUAG